Chironomus riparius is the source of this 2571-nucleotide messenger RNA. NCBI's taxonomy places the organism in Eukaryota, Metazoa, Arthropoda, Insecta, Diptera, Chironomidae. The record is from the annotation of a GenBank genome assembly.
CCAAUCUUAAAAGUUAAACCUACACGUCAUUUAUGAACGAUCCCCCAAAGCAAGCAAGAGAGGAAGUUUACAGAAUACAAAAAUAAGCAUUAAUUACAAUGAUAGCUAAUUAAGAAAGAGCGAAAGAAGAAAGCAAAACAUGAUAAAUUGAUGUGGUUUUCAUGAACAUUCAGUCCGACUGAUAAAAAAAAACUAGUGUUAUAAUGAAAUUAGGACUGAUGAAAAAAGAAAACUGUGCAGCACUAACCGAAAUGCAAUUUACAGUCUUGAAAUGAGAAUUAAGUGCAAAGUGAAUUCAAUUAAGGAAAGACUAUAUAUAGUGAGUGUGAUGUAUGUGAAUGUGUACAAAUAAGAACAGCACAAAUUUUCAUAUUUUUGGAUACAUGCCAGUGUCAAUUUGUGUGACAAUAUUUAAUAGCAUAACAAGACAUACGUUUAAGCUCAAUAACAUCAUCUGGGGAAGAAAAUUUUCCAUUUCCUUUUCAUUCCGUUGCAUUUCUCAAAAAAUACCAUUAAACAAACACUCUCGUUUUGUACAUUCGAAUGGCUGUUAAUAUUAAUGGCUGUCUAUUAUGUCGCUAGCAAGCUUUCAAUUGUUGCUUGCAGCACUCAUUGCAUCUCGCAGCGUCGACGAAGACAGAAUAAAUGUCAAUCUAAUAAAUACGAUAAGGAUAAGUCAAAUGCUAAAAGUGAUGAAGAUACUGAUGGUGCUGAAUGUGAAUAUAAAGUACGAGAUAAAGAGUUGAUCAACAUGGGCUACACAUCUUCUGUCGAUACUAUCGUGGGAACGUCAAGACAAUUUCCAGAACUGCUGUGUCAAGCUGGAGCGGAAAUUGAAAAGGAUUAUAAUAAGGAUGAAGCAGGUGUAGCAGUAAGAUACGACGGAAUCGUUACAGACAGAAACGGUGCUAUUAUUAAUGGUCCAUUAGAAUCAUUCAUCAAUUUAAUAAUUCCGUCGAGCGUUGUAGAUAUUGAUCAUAAUUUCAUUUUCUCAUUUUUGCUGUCGAGUAGAAUUUUUAUUCAACCUCACGAGCUGUUAGAAAAAUUAAUUGAAUCAGUGCCUGAAAAUGAUGAAUCACUAGAACGAUUGGUAGCUCUGAUGGGAGAAUGGACGAGGUGGUUUCCUUACGAUUUUCGAGGCGAAGAAAUCAUGUCGCUCGUUAAACAUAUCGUAGCAAGGUGUAGUGCAAACAAGAGGCUUGGUGAUAUUAUGUCGGAUCUAUUGAGUGCCUUGUUAAUCAAAUUGACAGAUUUGAGUAAACAUGAGGAUGAGAUGAAAUGUUAUAAACGACCGCUAGCCGAGUCAAGUGUAGUCGAGUGGCCAAACUCAUCGAAAUUAGCUCAAUUGUUAUGUCAUGUUGAGAAGAAAUUUGCCAAACAUAUCGGACCAGAGGAGUUUGUUCAAUGCAGUCAAAAUCUAAUUAAGGAAGAACAACAGCAAUCAAAUUAUGAUGUUCCACCAUCUUCUUCCCUUUCUACAGUAGCUACCUCAAUCAUAACUAAUUCAUUUGCCACAAAUCCAAUGACAGCAUCUGCAAUCCAAUUGCAGGAUAUUCAGAACAAGAAGAAAACUUGCAAUUUGGAAAAUUAUUUUGAAUGGUCGAGUCGAUUACGUUUGCUUGUGGCUAAUGAAAUAUUGCAGUGCACAAGUGAAUGUGAUAGAAGCAGAAAACUCGAAUUGUGGAGUAGCGUAGCUCAGCAUUGUCUUCUUGUGGGAAACUACAAUUCUGCAACAUCAAUACUAGAACCAAUCUGUCGACUGCAGACUAUGUGGAAGAAAAUCCUAUCAUCAACGAAUCAACAACAAAUUGACUGCCUGUUGAAGCACAUUGAAAACUCACAGAAUUUAAAUUUAUGGAGUAAGCAGACGGAAAAGUCGUCUAGCGGGGGAUUUAGCAAUUUAAACAAAAAGCAGAAACGCAUUCAAAUCAUUACACCCAAUUCAUCACCGCCUUCAACUCUAAAUCGUUCAAACACCACGACACCAAGCACAAGUACCGAGCAAUCAAUCAUAAAAAGUCAAUCGAAAGUUGGCACUACAAAUAAUAAAUUAGAGUGGGUUGUACUGCCUGUAUUUGAAGACAUUGUUAAAUUAGCAAUAAAGGCAAGAGAAGAUUGUAGUACACGACUACCGAACGGAUGCAUCGUUUUCAGUGCUUUUAACAAGCUUUCCGCAAUCGUAUCAGCAUUUACAAUGCACAUGUCAAAUGUACCAAUCAGUUUAGUCAACUGUGAUGAGUACAAUAUCGUAAAUCACAUUUUUACAUGUCCGUUAGUUCCAGAAGAUGAAUUGUAUGUUGAAUUUGCAAGGAAAGCGACAAAGAUUGAGUCAUAUUAUGAUGUUCCAUGAAAGGAGAUGAAUAGAAGAUUUUCAGUGAAUUACGAAGUCAAUCAAUGAACAAUAAUCAACUAUGUCAGACGAGAGAGAGCUAACUAUUCAUUUUAACAUAAAAAAAUGGAAAAAGUUCAUAGAGAAUGAAGAAUUUAUGUCAUUAUUUAAGUCUUAUGUAACAGUAAAUAACGAACGACAAUUUUUGUAUAUUUUUUCCUCUUAUUUAAGGAAAUGAGAAA